GUCGUGAAGGUGUUCCUGGACCCCCUGGACCAACUGGGAGUAAAGGAGAUAGGGGCCCAGAUGGUCUUGAUGGUCUGCCUGGUUUAAGAGGAGAACCUGGUUUAUCUGGUCGUGAUGGACGUGAUGGUUCAAAAGGUGAUCGUGGUCCUCCUGGACCUUCAAAAGGAGGACCACCAGGACCUGUUGGACCUCCUGGUUUAAGAGGCUUCCCUGGCCCUAAAGGAAAGGAUGGUUUAGAUGGAAUCCCUGGUGGACGUGGACCACCGGGUGUUCCUGGUGGUCCUGGACAACCUGGUAAUCCUGGAAGAGAAGGUCCUCCAGGGCUUAAAGGUGACAAGGGUGUCAGUGGACUUCCAGGUUUACCUGGUUCUGAAGGACCACCAGGUCUACCCGGUGAGCGUGGUUUGUCUGGAGUUCCUGGACCAAAGGGUGACAAAGGAUAUGCUAUUCCAGGAACCCCAGGACGUGAUGGCACACCAGGCCGCGAUGGUAUCCCGGGAGCCCGUGGCCCUCCAGGUCCUGAGGGCCCUCCUGGUAUUCCUGGUGACAGUAAAUUGGGCAUACCUGGAUCUCCAGGUGAACCAGGUGACAUUGGGGCCCCUGGUAUCCCUGGUAAUCAUGGCUUAGAUGGUAUCCCAGGGCGUGAUGGUCCAAAAGGUGAUGCUGGACUUUCAUGUGAGUGUGGUCCAUGUGAUAAAGGUGUUAAGGGCGAACCAGGCCCAGAAGGCUUGCCUGGGCUUCCUGGAAUACGCGGCCCUCCUGGCCCGAUUGGCUAUCUUGGAGAAAGAGGUGACGAUGGACAACCAGGCCCGCCAGGCUUACCAGGAAGAGAGGGGCCUGCAGGCCAGCCAGGAUUACCAGGUCAGAAAGGUGACAAGGGUGAAAAGACAGAGGCUUUGCCAGGUCCUCCUGGUCCCAAAGGAGAUAAAGGACAGCCUGGACGCCCAGGUUUACCUGGAGUCAAGGGAGAAACUGGCUUCUCAGGAAGACCAGGUCUACAAGGUUUUCCAGGAGAAAAGGGCAGUAAAGGAAACACUGGAUUUCCAGGCACCCCUGGGAGAGAUGGUAUUAAUGGGCGUAAAGGUGAGGUAGGCUAUUGUGAACGUGGUCAGCCUGGUGCAGAUGGUACAAAAGGAGACAAAGGUGAAGUUGGAAUACCAGGAUUACGUGGACCACCUGGAGACUCAAGCUCUGCUCAGGUGAUUGCAGAAAAAGGUUCCAAAGGACCAAGAGGACCUGUUGGAUUAAAAGGAGACCCUGGAAUACCAGGUUUAGCAGGAUUGCAAGGACCAAGAGGCCCACCUGGUACACCUGGACUGCGAGGAUUACCUGGUCAAAGAGGUGAUAAAGGAGAUAUUGGUCCUAUGGGAUUCCCAGGAGAUAAUGGCCAACCAGGACAACCAGGCUUCCCUGGACGUCCUGGAGCUAAAGGUGAAAAAGGUUAUGAGGGCCGACCAGGUAUUGGUAGACCAGGCCAACCUGGUUUCCCUGGAAGCAAAGGAGAACAAGGUCUUCCAGGUUUACCUGGAAAAACAGGAACUCCAGGAGAACAAGGUCAGCCGGGAUUGCCAGGUUUAAAAGGUGAACUGGGAAGACCAGGUCUUGAUGGACUAAGUGGAAUGAAGGGUGACAAAGGAGCCACAGGGUUACCUGGCCCUAUUGGUCAACCUGGACCAAGAGGGUUACCAGGUCUUGAUGGAGAAAAAGGUUCACUUGGACCUGUUGGACCUCCUGGACCCCUUGGUAUGGUUGGCUUCCCAGGUGCAAAGGGAGAGCCUGGCUUGCCUGGCCUCCCUGGUGUUAAAGGCAAUAGUGGCUUCCCAGGCCAAUCAGGUACUCCUGGCAGACCAGGGCUUGAUGGUGCCCCAGGCAGAGAGGGAUUAAAAGGAGAUCUUGGUGCACCAGGUCUACCAGGUAUAGCUGGCCAACCAGGUCGUGAUGGACUUCCAGGUCCUCCAGGUCUCAAGGGUAAUCCAGGGCUUAGUGGUAGACCUGGAGAACCUGGUAUACCUGGUAGAGAAGGUAUCAGAGGAGAUAAAGGAGACCGUGGGUCUAUGGGUCCACCAGGUGUUCCUGGACCUGCUGCUGAUAAGGGAGAGAGAGGGCCACCAGGUCCAAAAGGUGAUCGUGGAAUAGAUGGUUUACCAGGAACUCCUGGAGCUCCAGGUCUACCUGGUCAAAAAGGACGAGAUGCAUUUGGACCUCCAGGCCUAGCUGGAGACAGAGGCCCACCAGGUCCCGCUGGUCUUCCUGGCAUAGAUGGUCAACCAGGCCCAAGAGGAUCUGAUGGUGUUAGUGGAUUCCCAGGUUUAAAGGGAGACAAGGGUUUGCGAGGCUUACCAGGAUCACCUGGAGAUGACUGUAACCCGAUCCCAGGACCACCAGGAAUUCAAGGACAACCUGGACAGAAAGGAAAUCCAGGCUUUAAUGGACGUGAUGGUGAAAAAGGUUUAUCUGGAAAUCCAGGUUUUCCUGGAAGAGAUGGAUUACCAGGUGCUCCAGGUUCCAAGGGUAACCCAGGACCCCCUGGCUUACCAGGUCCUCCAGGGUUUAAAGGUGAACCAGGAUUUCCUGGAGCCAAGGGUAAUCCAGGUUUACGUGGAACAGACGGUCCCCCAGGUCUGAGAGGUGAAAAAGGCAACCAAGGAUUGCCUGGUGGGUCUGGACUUCCUGGGGUUAAUGGUGCUAAGGGUGAUAAAGGCAAUGCUGGCCCAAGUGGACCUCCUGGUGUCCCAGGUAUUACAAUGAAGGGAGAAAAGGGUCUUCCAGGACUUCCAGGUAAACCUGGUCGGAAUGGAAUAGACGGAGAAAGAGGACCUAAGGGAGACAUGGGUUUCCCUGGGUUACCUGGUCAGCGAGGUCCUGCUGGUGAUCCUGGUAUUCCAAGUGCUAAGGGAGACAAAGGUAAUGCAGGAUUUCCAGGACAGCCUGGUCCACCUGGUCAAGAUGGUAGGCCAGGAAUUAUAGGUGAGAAAGGUUUGCCUGGGCCACCUGGUGAGAGAGGUACUCCUGGGCAGCAGGGUCCUCCUGGACCAUUUGGCCCUAAAGGUAAUCCAGGUCUUCCAGGA
Macrobrachium nipponense is the source of this 3068-nucleotide messenger RNA. It is a transcript of the gene Col4a1, whose product is annotated as collagen alpha-2(IV) chain-like. Gene Ontology annotation, cellular component: collagen trimer. Lineage: Eukaryota; Metazoa; Arthropoda; Malacostraca; Decapoda; Palaemonidae. The record is from RefSeq and is a predicted model, not a curated record. Gene Ontology annotation, biological process: extracellular matrix organization. Gene Ontology annotation, molecular function: extracellular matrix structural constituent conferring tensile strength.